AUGUACUUAGCCGAUUUGAACAACCGAUACAAAAGCCUCCUAGUUGAGUAUGGUGGCGAAGAAUAUUGUCCGGAUGACGUAAAAUAUUAUAGCUCGACAAAACUGCAAUCAAAAAUUGAGCAACAUUUCGGAGAUAGUGUCAUUAUUCGAUCGUCUGAUUCUCUUAAUAAUAAAAAAGUUGUUCAUAAAAUACACAUUGAUAUUGAGUAUUUAAUAGAUGAAACUGUCAUUGAAGAGAAUUCCGAGCAAAUGAAGUUUGAAGAUGUACCGUUCAAAAUAAGACGUGAAAUAUUGAACUUGAAACAGAAAAAACUUCCAAAAAAUCUUCGGGUCGAAAAAAUUCAAGAAGGCGAGUGCGAGAACCCUCAUAUGCUUGAAAAUUUCUUUCGUCAUCUUGUGCAAGGACCAGAUGUGCGUAGAAAAAGUUCAGAUAAUGAUAGUGUUCGGAUAGAUUCAAUAUGCCAGGAUCUUAUUUUCAUUGUCAUGAACGUGUCGGAAGAAAAAUCUAUGGAUAAAAGUUCUGACAAUUCUGGACCGUCUCGUAAAAGACGAAAAUUUGAUGAAGUUGCACACAAUGAACGAUCUUCGUAUAUCAGAAAGCCUAUCACAGACUUCAAAUUGUUGCCUUUCGAUGAUAUGUGUUUUGGGAAACAAACCACUAUAGACAAUUCAGAAAUGCAAAUUGUCCAGUACUUGCCACAAAUCAAUGCCUUCCCGACUUCAUUUGCAGUAGUACGAGAAACGUUGGAAAAAGCUUCGCAAAUCGCCGAUAGGUGUAAUCUAUCAGACAUCGUUGUUUCAUACGACUUGGCGAUCGCUCGAAUGGCUCAUGAAAUUCGAAUCAAUGAAUCCCCAAUCGAUUCUUGCGGCAUCGUCGACAUUCUAACAGAGGCGGAAAUCUUAGCUCAAGGGUCAGUAAAUUCUUUCAUUGACUGUAAACAUUUCAACAGGUGUAAACGUCUUUAUCCCAUAUUGUCGGCCGCCAUUCAAACAAUUCAUUUCUCUCAAUUUUUGGAAAACGAUACGACUUCUGUCGAGACUUUGGCAGAGGAUUUAAAAAAUGCCGCUUCCAAUCCCGUUGAACCACUGGAUUUCAUUGAUAUGUCUCCAAGUUUGCAAAUCAUUCUUCACAAGUAUGAAGAAUAUCGUUCGGUCACGUUGAAUGGAGGUCAUGGGAAGACUGCACAGUUCUACUUACAAUAUGUGGAACACAUCGAUGCUUAUUUCCGAUUUUCAAGAAGUAUCAGAACAAGUAAUGUGGAAUUGUACAUCACUUCUAUGUUUGAAAUGAGCAAUCUUUUCUUCUGUCUCAAUCAACCAAACUACGCGAGAUGGUCUAUGAAAAAUGUUUCUGAAUUUCUGAAAGUACGAUCCAGCAAUCCUACUCUACUACACGAGUUUAGACGAGGAAUUCUUGGCGUCAAAAGGGUCAAGGGAAAUUUUUCACGAACCCAUGUCGAUUUGACAACCGAGCAAACGAUUAAUGCUGAUGCAGCUAAUACGCUCACUGGAUUAAGAAUGCUUUGGAUGGCCACUCUUGGCGCCAUUUUAGUAUGGUAUAGUGUGCCAUUUGCAGAAAGCAGUUCUGUUACCCGACCAGGUUAUCAAAUCAAUCCGAAGCCCUGUUGGGUAGACGGUCAAGAAGGCACCUGCAUGUUCGUCUACGAAUGCAUCAAGUCCGAAGGUUAUCACAUAGGUAUGUGCGUGGACACUUUUAUGUUCGGGUCGUGUUGUGCGCAUAACACUACAGUGAACACUAUUUUAUCGUUAAGUUCGUCGUCAUUAAAGCCACAAGUGUUGUAUACGGCACCUAGUCAUACAUCCAGUAUUCAUAGUCAAGUCACCAAAAAGCCAGUCAAGCCAACGUCGUCGUUUAGUCAUCAGUAUCCUAGUAGUCAAAUAAGACCAACCAGGUAA
Messenger RNA from Ceutorhynchus assimilis (cabbage seed weevil), 1917 nucleotides. The record is from the annotation of a GenBank genome assembly. Lineage: Eukaryota; Metazoa; Arthropoda; Insecta; Coleoptera; Curculionidae.